CCAACAUAUCAUGGUCUUUUUCCAAAGGCCUAUCCUCCGAAAAUUCGGAUGGCAGGGCCCAGCAUGGCAUUCGACAUAUUUACCGUUGCACAAUGGAUCUUUUCCUUCUCUUCAUUUCUCCCGGAUUGACCUGCAACCGCUGCAACUCAAACCCUCUCCCCAAGGACAUCCCCAAAGACAUCAACUCCAGGCAACUUGAACAAGGACCCGUCCCCUUGACUGCCCCUACGUUACAAAGUCAUUGUUUCAGUGUCUGCUUUUCUACAUCAGUCGUGCAGUUAACCUGCCCUUCUCCGGAUUGCCAGAGUCCCCGCCCCUGACACAUUCCUCUGCUACCCAUCACCCUGGAUCAAAUGUCACAAUCCACCGCUCUCCCGCCUACAUCUCAGCGUGACCGAAGAAUCCUUCCUCCUUCGCGUGUAUAUUCAUCCACAUCAUAUUCUCCAGAACCUCCAUCACCUCUGUCCGACUUCACCGACGAUCAGACAUCAUUCGCCGGUGAAUUUUUGAAUCGAUGUAAGGUUUCGGCUGCCAAACUCCAGCGCUCAGAAUCUCCUCGACGACAGCUUCAGAGAUCGUUGACUUCUGCGUUUGCCAACUCUUUCAUUUCAUCCUCAGACCAAGACCCCCGACGCCAGAGUAACCUCUUCUUCGGCGAUCUUUUCAGUGGAUCAUCUGCGCCAAUUAACAUUGGCUUCAUCCAGGACGACAAUAGCGAGGAAGAAAGCGAGGAAGAGACAGAGAUGGAUGGAAUCUACACUCGAGCACCCCAGCGUGCACGAAGGCCCAUCCCUGUAAAGGGUACCCAUUCGGUUCACAACAGAAGUCAAGGUUCUCUCGGCAGAACAUCCACGAUCUCUGAUCGAUCAAGUCGAUUUGCGUGGUUCACACGAUCCAACGGUUCCCAGACACCAGAGACAAUUCCUGCUUCGUCGGUUGAGGAUAACGAUCCGCUUCUCACUAUGUCGAUUGCGAACGUGCUAUUCCCUCACGGCCAUCCGGAUCCAUUAGCACCUCAUUCGUUCCACGAUCUCGUCGACUCGUCGACUAGUCUCCUCGCCACUUUCCAGUCUGCGUACCGUGCGCAGCAUGCCCAGAUGGACAGCGUGCGAGCUGAACACUCGGCUCUAUUGGAGGAGUUUGCAGAAAUGGAAACACGGUCCAAGCACCUAAAGUUGCAAUUGCAUGACAUGGCAUCCCAAGUCGAACGCAGCGAGGCGGAAAAGCGGGAAUUACGAGAUCUUCUGAACCAAGAGCAACAGGAAACCGCUCUACGAGAAUCGGCUCGAAAAAGAAGCCUGAACCUUGUUGCCAGCCCAUUUGACCGAGCAUCAGAUAGCCCCGAGCUUCCUGGGACGAAGCAUAUACGCUGUUACCGGGGUGAAAGCGGUUCAACGACACCAACAACCGAUUCCGGAUUCGAAUCUGAAGCUGAAAGCAGUUCUGGGAGUAUAUUUUCCAAAACCAGUGGAGUGGCCUCAAUCCCAUCGACCGACACUACGUGGGACGAUCACGAAACACCUCGAGACCUUCCUUCUACCGAAUACAAUCGCCGAUCGAUGUUUGAUGAUGUCUUGGAUGUGAUGAGAAAGAAGGAAAACCCAAACCACCUCUAUAAAAGAGAGUUUCGGCCCGCCGGUUCGGGAGGACAGCACUCAUCCGUGGGCAAUGGCAAUCUAGCUGAACGAAACGCUUGGCUGGAGCAACGAGUUCUGGAGCUGGAGCAUGCUGUGGAUAGCUGUUUGGAUCUUGUAUGUUAGAAUGAUUGAUGUACAAUUUGUUAGAUAGAUAUCUAGAUACCCGAAGUUAGACUAAUGAUAGGAGGCGAGCA
Molecule: messenger RNA, 1831 nt
Organism: Eremomyces bilateralis CBS 781.70
Lineage: Eukaryota; Fungi; Ascomycota; Dothideomycetes; Eremomycetales; Eremomycetaceae
Exons: 2
Coding region: 354-1760 (468 amino acids)
Source: RefSeq, a predicted model, not a curated record